AUGACACACUUGAACUACGAGACGCGUAUGCCACUUGGCCAAGCUGUCAUUGAUCAAUUUCUGGGGCUCCGCCCACAUCCAACCAAAAUUCAAGCAACUUAUGUGUGGAUUGAUGGAACUGGUGAAAACCUCCGUUCCAAGACUCGUACAUUUGAUCGUCUUCCAAAGAAAAUAGAAGAUUAUCCCAUUUGGAAUUAUGAUGGAUCAUCAACUGGACAAGCGAAAGGACGUGAUUCUGAUCGUUAUUUGCGUCCAGUUGCUGCCUAUCCUGAUCCAUUUUUGGGCGGUGCCAAUAAGUUGGUGAUGUGUGACACUUUGGAUCAUGAGAUGCAGCCAACAGUCCGUGAAACUCGUCCAUGGUUUGGAAUGGAACAGGAAUAUUUGAUUGUUGAUAGGGAUGAACAUCCGCUCGGGUGGCCGAAACAUGGAUUCCCUGCUCCUCAAGGCAAAUAUUACUGUAGUGUUGGAGCAGAUCGUGCAUUUGGAAGAGAAGUUGUUGAGACUCAUUAUCGUGCUUGUCUUCAUACUGGACUCAAUAUAUUUGGAACAAAUGCUGAAGUGACUCCUGGACAAUGGGAAUUCCAAAUUGGAACAUGCGAAGGAAUCGAUAUGGGUGAUCAAUUAUGGAUUUCCAGAUACAUUUUACACAGAGUCGCCGAACAAUUCGGUGUUUGUGUUUCUCUUGAUCCAAAACCAAAAGUUACAAUGGGUGAUUGGAAUGGUGCUGGAUGUCAUACAAACUUCUCAACUGCUGAAAUGCGUGCUCCUGGUGGAAUAAAAGCAAUCGAAGCAGCAAUGGAAGGACUGAAAAGAACACAUCUUGAAGCAAUGAAAGUGUACGAUCCACAUGGCGGAGAAGACAACUUGCGUCGUUUGACAGGACGUCACGAGACCAGUUCAGCUGAUCAAUUCUCAUGGGGAGUUGCUAAUCGUGGAUGCUCGAUUCGUAUUCCGAGACAAGUGGCUGCGGAGAAAAAAGGAUAUUUGGAGGAUCGUCGUCCGUCGUCUAACUGUGAUCCAUAUCAAGUUACGGCGAUGAUUGCUCAAAGUAUUCUUCUUCUCUGA
Caenorhabditis remanei is the source of this 1065-nucleotide messenger RNA. RefSeq lists its product as uncharacterized. The record is from RefSeq and is a predicted model, not a curated record. The transcript has 3 exons. Gene Ontology annotation, cellular component: cytoplasm. Lineage: Eukaryota; Metazoa; Nematoda; Chromadorea; Rhabditida; Rhabditidae. Gene Ontology annotation, molecular function: glutamine synthetase activity. Bases 1 to 1065 code for a protein of 354 amino acids.